This is a messenger RNA of Trichosurus vulpecula (common brushtail), 228 nucleotides long. Its product is annotated as keratin-associated protein 19-3-like. The transcript has a single exon. The record is from RefSeq and is a predicted model, not a curated record. Bases 1 to 228 code for a protein of 75 amino acids. Lineage: Eukaryota; Metazoa; Chordata; Mammalia; Diprotodontia; Phalangeridae.
AUGAGCUACUACGGCAGCUACUAUGGGGGUCUGGGCUAUGGCUAUGGCUCUGGUUAUGGCUGUGGAUGCGGCAGUUUCCGUGGCCUAGGCUAUGGCUUUGGCGGCUUGGGCUAUGGAGGCCUGGGCUAUGGUGGCUAUGGCUAUGGAGGCCUGGGCUGUGGUGGUUAUGGUUAUGGCUGCUACCGUCCAUCUUACUAUGGAAGGUAUUAUUCCUCUGGCUUCUACUGA